This is a messenger RNA of Anoplophora glabripennis (Asian longhorned beetle), 1041 nucleotides long. Its product is annotated as regucalcin. The record is from RefSeq and is a predicted model, not a curated record. The transcript has 6 exons. Gene Ontology annotation, molecular function: calcium ion binding; gluconolactonase activity. NCBI's taxonomy places the organism in Eukaryota, Metazoa, Arthropoda, Insecta, Coleoptera, Cerambycidae. The coding region runs from base 100 to 1005 and encodes 301 amino acids. Gene Ontology annotation, biological process: L-ascorbic acid biosynthetic process.
UGCUAAUAUAAGGCAAAUAUAUAAAUACAAUGUCGUAGUGUAAUGUUUUAGACAGACUGUUGUGUACAAUUAAUAGAAGAUUAAACAAGAUACAGGAUAAUGGCACCCAAAAUAGAAAGAAUUCUAGAAAACUUCGCAUUAAGUGAAGGCCCUCAUUGGGAUGAAGACACCCAAAGCCUUUAUUUUGUUGACAUUGUGAACCAGAUAAUUAACAAAUACGUACCUGCUACAAAAAAACUUACGACAGCUGCCACAGGUGCACAUGUGUCAUUCAUAAUACCCGUAAAAGGUCAAAAUAAUACGUUUAUCAUAAGUAGAGAACGAGAAGUAAGGGUCAUAACUUGGGAUGGUGAAACUGACAAUUUUUCAGUCGUCAGGAAAUUUGAAACUACUGCUAACUCAAGUGUCAAUGAUGGCAAAUGUGAUUCAACUGGAAGACUGUGGACUGGAACACUUGGAUUGAAUGAAGAAAAUGUUCUAGCUGAAGAGCUAGGUCAUAUAUAUUCUAUCGAAAAGGACAAAAUUACGAAAGUUGCAGAUAAUAUUGCAAUACCUAAUGGACUAGCAUUCAACAAAGAACUUAAAAAAUUUUACUAUAUCGAUUCCCACAAGAAGACCAUAGAUGCAUACGAUUGGGAUAUUGAACAAGGAACCAUUAAAAAUUGUCAGCCCAUAUUCACAUUAGAAACUCACGACAUUCCUGGUAUUGCUGAUGGUAUGACUAUUGAUACAGAUGGUAAUUUAUGGGUAGCAAUAUAUAAUGGUAGCAGAGUCAUCCAAAUUGAUCCAAGAAAGCCAGAAACCCUUCUUUGUACAGUUCCAUUGCCAGCCCAGCAGCCUACAUCAAUUGCUUUUGGUGGGGAAAACUUAGAUGAACUCUAUGUCACCACGGCGCUUCUAGAAUAUGGAACUACUGAAAAAUUAUUACCUCCAGUAAAUGGUGCCGUUUACAGGAUAACCGGAUUAGGAUUUAAGGGCUAUCCUGGUGAAAGUUUUGUUUUAUAAAUAUCCACUGUGUGAAAUAAAAUUGUUUUACUUUAA